Messenger RNA from Saccostrea cuccullata (small rock oyster), 3227 nucleotides. RefSeq lists its product as uncharacterized. Gene Ontology annotation, biological process: SCF-dependent proteasomal ubiquitin-dependent protein catabolic process. The coding region runs from base 177 to 2843 and encodes 888 amino acids. Gene Ontology annotation, molecular function: protein binding. Gene Ontology annotation, cellular component: SCF ubiquitin ligase complex. The record is from RefSeq and is a predicted model, not a curated record. NCBI's taxonomy places the organism in Eukaryota, Metazoa, Mollusca, Bivalvia, Ostreida, Ostreidae. The transcript has 24 exons.
AAUAAGUCGUGAUUUUUGUAUUAGUAAAAAUGAGAAAAAAAAUCAAACCAUAUUUCAUCGAAAUGUUUUAAAUUGAUUUCAUUGAUUGGUAUAACCUCAAACAUUUAAGUGACUAUGCUUUACUUUCGUUUUAUCUUAUUGCUUGUGUUCCAGCCGUCCAGUGUUUUUGUGCUGCUAUGGAUGUGGAUGAUGAUGAAAGUUUUGAAGAUGGAGAUUGGUAUAAUCAUCUUCUGGUCUACCAGCCAUCUGGUGUGUUAUAUGAAAUAUUCAAACACUUGGACUGGACGGACCUAUGUUCACUAGCCCAGACAUGUACAAAGUUCAGAGACCUUAUUUCAAAAGCCACAAUAUGGAUGCAGAUGAAGAUGUUAGAUUUAACAGAUUGCCCUCUCCCUAUGGCAGAGAGAUUGCUGGAUAUUAUAAAACGCUGUCCAAAUGCAGACUGUAUCAAAGUUGGAGAAUUAAUAUUAGAACAUUCCACUUUGGACAUUUUCCUCAAAUCACUUUUUGAUUGCUGCCAACAUUUAAAAAAAUUGCUAAUCAAUACAUCAUCUAUAAACAAUGAGAGUAUUGAAGUAUUGCACAAGAAGGGAGAUAACUUGGAGUUCCUGUCUGUAAAUCUGUAUGAAGAGUUCCUUGACAGUCAGCACCUGACACAAGUGAUAGCCCUAGAAAACCUGAGAGAGCUUCAUUUCCAACAAUGCAGAUCAAACAUUUUUGUUCCAAGAGUGGAGGACAACUCAACAUAUAACAUUAAAAAGCUCAUUCUGAGUGAUUCACUGCUGCUGGAAGAGAAUGUCAGAGAAAUAUUACGUUCCUGUGUACAUCUAGAACACCUAGAUCUACAAAACUCCAUCAGGGUGUUCCCAUCAAGUAAUUUACCUGGAAGAAAUGGAUUGAACAAACUAAAGGUUUUGAAUUUAGGACACAGUGGUUUACAAAGCCUUGAAAUAGACUAUCCUUUUCCAUGCCUUGAGUGUUUGAAUGUUGACAUGUGCCAAAAUUUAGAGUCUGUUAAAAUGGCAUCACCUCUUUUACAUCAAUUUUCAUGCAAUUCCUGUGAUGUCCUAGAAAGCCUAGAGUUAUCCCCCUGCAGUAUCAGUUCUAUACAUCUCACUUUAGAGUUACUUCAGUCUAUGCAAAUCAACAGUGUUUCUCUACAAGAAGUAGAAAUCUCUUGUAACAAAAGGUUGACUUGUGAAGCCUUGUUGGCAGCUAUUCCACACAAGGAUCAAAUAAAAAUACUGACUUUGAAUCGCUGUGACGGAAUAUCAGCAGCAGAUCUCAGUGAAAUUCUGAAAGAACUCCCUAAUGUGAGAGAACUAGGGGUGGAAGUGGGAGAACCAAAUAACCUUUCCGGCUGCCUCAUUCUGUCCAGUCUCCCCCUGACUGCCCCAUCCCUGUUUUGGCUGCCCCCUCCCUGUUUUGGGUACAGUGACCUUUUGACCUUUAUUUUACAGGUCUGCCUCAUUCUGUCCAGUCUCCCUGUGAGUGCCCCCUCCCUGCUGUCUCUACACCUCCAUGACUGCAGAGAUUUCCAGGAGGCUGAGCUGUUUGAUGGAUUAAUGUUUGGAAAAAGAAUACAGAGAGUGAGAGGAAUGGAAUGUCAGUGGAAUCAGGGAGUGGAUCCAGCUAUUUUUACAGAUCACAGUGGUGUGGAGAAUUUACAAGAGCUGUAUCUGACUGACAUGAAGGGCAUCAAAGGAACUGUUCUGUCGUCAGUCAUCAACAACUUUAGGUCCCUAUCAAAACUCGUCCUUAAACGAUGCAAUUUUCUCUCCCAACUGUCUGUAACAAACAGUACCAGUUUAGAAGUCCUCUGUAUAGAAAGCUGUCCGAAAUUCACCUCUCUAGAUAUUUGUGAUUCCCCAAAACUUGAUAUUCUUCAUGUUAAAUACUGCAGUAUGAUGGAGCAGUGUUUUGUGAUAGCCAAUCAGUUGACUGAUGUUGAUUUCACCGGGACCAACUUCUCCCACUUUAAGCUGUCCUCCUCUGUACUGAUAGAUGUACAGUUACAGGGAGUGUGUACCAGAGAGGAUAACACAUUAAAUCUGAGCUGUCCAGCCCUGAGAUCUGUGAACAUUCAGAAGUGUGACAUGUUGUCAGAUGAUACAAUGGCAAAUGUUUUCUGUCGCUGUCCUAAGCUGACCUCGCUUACAGUUUUGGGAACUCACCAGCUAAAGAAUUUACAAGUACCUGAAACUUUAGAAGUUCUUAGCAUGACUGGACUAAGGAGGUUACAGAAUGUCCAAGUUACUCAACCAACUAGAAUACACCAUCUUACAUUAAACAAUCUACCAAAGUUUACACCAGCUUUAAGAAGGGAACUUUUAAAAGAGUGUGAAGGAUCCUUAGAAAUUCUGGAGGUUCGGGCCAUCCCAGGGGAGAUAAAUUUGUCAGUAGAGCUGUCCCAGUUACAAUCACUAACGCUAGACCAGGGGAUUCACCUCUCCACUCUGUGUAUCAAGUGUCCAAAGCUAUCUUCUCUUCGAGUGCAAGGCUGUCCUAAAUUGUCUCAUCUUGAGAUAGAAAUAGAAAAGCUGUCCCAGAUUCAAAUUCACCACAGUGCAAGACUUCAGGCUCUCCGUCAUAUGUCAAUAAAAAUCCCCACUAUCAGGCGCUUAUCCACUGUACUAGCUCAUUAUACCCCAAAUUUACAGUCACUGACUCUUGAGGGAAGUAAAACUUCUAAAGAGGAGAUUGUGAAACUAGGCAGAUUACUGUGCUGCUUAGAAAAACUUAUUUUAAAGAACUGUGUCGAAGAGAAUUUUUGUGGUGAAAGGUUUAAUCCUUUAUUUCUUGGACGAAGGAAUAAUAUUCCAUUGAAUGUGUUAAGGACUUGAUAGUGUGGACUGCUUUUAUGUUCUGUGAUAUGAAAUUCAUCAUUUGGAUAAUUAAUAUAAACAUACAUGAAACAAACAUUUGUUUGGGAAAGAAAUGUCCAAUUUUGUUUUGCAUUUUUGCCUAAAAGGAAAUGGAAGUAUACUGGAUGUUAUAAACACAUUGCUGCUUUCUUAUAUUCAACUCUCUUCAGAUGAUGAAAAUGUUACACCAUCAAGUUUCAAGGAAAAAAACAUACUAUUUUUAAGUAGAGUACAUGUAUAUGCAAUAAAAUAAUUAUAAAUGCGCAAUGACAGUUAUUGUUAUAAGGGAAAAUAUGCUCAGAAAAUAUAUUUUUCUCCCUGUUAUGUUUACUUCCUGAAAAGAAACAAGCAAAUCACUUGUUU